UGUUCCUCUCAUGUCGGCUUGUUGCAAAGAUGGUGCCCACUGGCCAAAAGCCCACUUUGGAGGAGCGGAGAGAGCGCAAGAAAUUGCAGAACCGACUGAACCAGAGAGCGCGCAGGCAGCGGAUCAAGGACCAAGAGGGCACGGAUACCAAGACUCAAAAAAAACCUUUUCGGAUUGAACGCUGGCGAUUGGAUGAUGGUCUUGGCUUCUCAUUGCAGACUUCUCGGCCCGUGGUUCUUACUUCGGAGACCGCUGCCAACGACCAACAGGUUCUUGACCAUGGAACCACCCAACUACUCCAGCCUCAGGUAACCAAGUUCCGCAGGAUACCAAGCAGAGCACUGCUUUCUCUAGAGCCCAAAGUAGUCCAUAAUACCGGGCCUUCUCUACCUGCUGACCACAUUCUGACCCAUCUCAUCACCCACAACACAUGCCGAGGGCUCAUGCAUAACAGGGUGAAUAUUCUCUCCAGAUACGUCCUCAAAGCGAGCAAUAGCAGGCUUUGUAUCAUAUCCUACAUGGUAUUUGGCUGAACUAGCGUUAAUGACUUGUGCUUAGGCCAUCGCAAGUUUGGUUACGUUAGUUGAGUAAUGUCCCAAUAAAUUACCUUGCCGAUGUAACACGAGAAAGAUUUAGGUUUAUAUGGGUGUGGAGUUGCGGAGUUGCGGAGUUGCGACCGUAAAGGUCUAAUUAGGAGAAAGGAGUAGUCAGGAGGCAUAGAAAUAUAUAGAAUAGCCUCACAGCCGAG
Messenger RNA from Fusarium redolens, 748 nucleotides. RefSeq lists its product as uncharacterized. Bases 30 to 533 code for a protein of 167 amino acids. Lineage: Eukaryota; Fungi; Ascomycota; Sordariomycetes; Hypocreales; Nectriaceae. The transcript is spliced from 2 exons. The record is from RefSeq and is a predicted model, not a curated record.